AUGAUGGUCCAUAGCCCAAUUUCGUCCUCAUCUCAGGAAACUCCAACCACGAAGACCAUCGUCAACCGACGACCGUGGGAGGAUUCCCCGCAAAAAGACACGCGCAGUGGGUCUCCUCUCGACUACCGGUCGCCGGUUCUGAAGUCAGCCGUGCCGUUGACGGAAAUGGACACUCCGCUUCCGCACCCUCUGGCUUCUUUCAUGUCUACUCUGACGAGCGGACUUCCCCCGAAAGUCGGUCCGAACACGGCAGCUUUCCUAGCCCAACACGCUCGUACAUCGCCGAGUGGCGAAAUUAUCCUCGACGAUUUCCCCAAGCGAAAGCAGCGCCGCUACAGGACCACGUUCACUUCGUACCAACUCGAAGAGCUCGAAAAAGCAUUCGGAAAAACGCACUAUCCUGACGUUUUCACCAGGGAAGAACUGGCGAUGCGUGUCGACCUCACCGAAGCUCGUGUCCAAGUCUGGUUCCAGAACCGACGCGCAAAAUGGCGCAAGCAAGAGAAAGCCAACGGCAACCCGAACCCCGGUGCGGGCUUCAAUCCCUAUUCGUCUCCGCAAAGUUUGCCUCCGUCGACGACGUCCUCUGAGGGAUCGACACAAUCCGGCCCUGCAGCUGUAGCCGCCGCGGCCGUAGCGGCGGCCCAGCCAUCUGUAGCUGCUGCAGCGGCGUUCGCGUCCAUUUACGGUCGGAAACAAGCGACCGAAAGGCUCCAGUACGGCACAGCUCCCGGAGGCGCACCGAGCCCGGCCGCGUCGCUAAUGCUGCCCGGCAUGACAUUGCCUCCCGGUUUGCCUGCCAUGUUGCCCGGUCUUCCUCAAUUCAACCCAUUCUUGCCGCCGGCCCUCAGCAGUCCCUACGCGAACCACCUGCAAGCGUGGCUGCAGGCUGCCAUGGCAGCUCAGGGUAAGGUCGAGGACAAAAGCCGAAGUCCCUCGCCAGCUGCCUCGACGAAGUCGUGUUCCUCACGCUCGAGGUCGCCCGUAAAGGUCGAACCGAAAGAAGCUCCGAGCUUCGAUGACAGCAAAGAUGACAAUCAAUCCAGUAUCGACAUCCUCCGAUCCAAAGCCCGCGAGCACGAGGAAGAGCUACGGAGACUCAGCGAUAAUUCGGACUAG
Galendromus occidentalis (western predatory mite) is the source of this 1119-nucleotide messenger RNA. RefSeq names its product homeobox protein aristaless-like. NCBI's taxonomy places the organism in Eukaryota, Metazoa, Arthropoda, Arachnida, Mesostigmata, Phytoseiidae. The coding region runs from base 1 to 1119 and encodes 372 amino acids. The transcript has 4 exons. Gene Ontology annotation, molecular function: RNA polymerase II transcription regulatory region sequence-specific DNA binding; DNA-binding transcription factor activity, RNA polymerase II-specific. The record is from RefSeq and is a predicted model, not a curated record. Gene Ontology annotation, biological process: regulation of transcription by RNA polymerase II.